Molecule: messenger RNA, 1284 nt
Organism: Hibiscus syriacus
Lineage: Eukaryota; Viridiplantae; Streptophyta; Magnoliopsida; Malvales; Malvaceae
Product: chaperone protein dnaJ 10-like
Exons: 10
Coding region: 36-1193 (385 amino acids)
Source: RefSeq, a predicted model, not a curated record
AAAUCUGGGCUUACUGCUCACAAAAAUAAAAAAAAAUGGUGAGGGAAACUGAAUACUAUGAUGUUCUUGGUGUUAAUCCAUCUGCUUCCGAGGAGGAGAUUCGAAAAGCUUAUUAUCUUAAGGCAAGGCAAGUUCAUCCAGACAAAAAUCCAAAUGAUCCUCAUGCUGCCGAUAGAUUUCAGGUACUAGGUGAAGCUUAUCAAGUUUUGAGUGAUCCUGUUCAAAGAGAUGCAUAUAAUCGAAAUGGGAAAUACAGCAUAUCUAGGGACACCAUGCUUGAUCCAACAGCAGUCUUUGCUCUUCUAUUUGGAAGUGAAUUAUUUGAGGACUACAUAGGACAUGUUGCUGUUGCAUCAAUGGCUUCUUCAGAACUACCCAAUGAAGCAGACAAUCCUGAAAAACUGAAUGAUAAGUUGAAGGCUAUUCAAAAGGAAAGAGAAGAAAAGUUAGCAUGGUCAUUAAAAGAUCUUCUUAACCAAUAUGUCCGAGGUGAUAAAGAUGGAUUCUUGCAUCAUGCAGAAUCAGAAGCCAGACGGCUGUCUGAUACUGCUUUCGGAGUUGAUAUAUUACACACUAUUGGCUACGUAUACUCCAGACAGGCAGCACAAGAGCUUGGAAAGAAAGCAAUUUAUCUUGGUGUACCAUUUUUGGCUGAGUGGGUUCGCCACAAGGGACAUUUCUGGAAGUCACAGAUUACUGCAGCAAAAGGUGCUUUUCAGUUACUGCAACUUCAAGAAGAUAUGCGCAGGCAAUUCAAAAUAGAUGGCAGUGGCCCUGAAAAUGAUGUUGAAUCACAUUUAAGAUUAAAUAAAGAAACUUUCAUGAGCUCAUUAUGGAAAUUGAAUGUCGUGGAUAUCGAAGUAACCCUUGUACAUGUGUGCCAAAUGGUGCUGCGGGAAAACAAUGUCAUGAAGGAGGAACUCAAAGCUAGAGCUCUGGCUCUGAAAAUUCUUGGGAAGGUAUUUCAGGAACAAGAAGCUCGAAAUGGUGGCCCGUCAAGGAGGAAAAAGGUUGCUGAAAUAGAUGAUGAUGAUGAUGGAAGCAGUUCCGAGAGCAGCAGUGAAGACGAGUCGCCAAGAGCACUUUCGUAUCGAACUCCUUUUCUCACUCAGGGCAUUGGGAGACUCUUCAGAUGCCUGUGUAACCCAGCCUUUGAUGUGGAUGAUGAUGAAAUUGUGUUCAAAAGCAAGUGAUUGCAGGAGACAUGUAAAUUAGCAUUAUUGGCACUCUCAAUUGGUAGCCCCAAAAAAUGUCAUUUUUCUUGCAAUACAAAAACCCUUGUUC